Capsicum annuum is the source of this 2439-nucleotide messenger RNA. Its product is annotated as phosphoinositide phospholipase C 2. The record is from RefSeq and is a predicted model, not a curated record. The transcript is spliced from 9 exons. Gene Ontology annotation, biological process: lipid metabolic process; phosphatidylinositol-mediated signaling. The coding region runs from base 231 to 1913 and encodes 560 amino acids. Gene Ontology annotation, molecular function: phosphatidylinositol-4,5-bisphosphate phospholipase C activity. Lineage: Eukaryota; Viridiplantae; Streptophyta; Magnoliopsida; Solanales; Solanaceae.
GUGUAUGUGUUAAAUGUUGAAUGGCCAACUUGUGGCACUUUGAAUAAUUCAACCGUAUUUGUUUUCUUUAUUAACUUUCGACACCUUAUUAAAUAAAUUAAUUAUUAAUACAAUAUAUAAACUAGUCAAAGUUUGUUUAAAAAAUAAAAUAGUUUGCACGACGAUCAGAUCCUUGUUGUCUGUCUGCCUAAGCUUAAACUAUUGCAUGAAAAAUCUGGAAUUGGUUAAAAAUGUCUAAACAGACAUACAAAGUGGGAUUCUUUUUCCGCCGGCAGUUCACCAUGGCAGCUGCGGAAGCUCCGGCGGACAUUAAGAACAUAUUCAAUCGUUACUCGGACGAAUGUGGAGUGAUGAGCGUGGAGAAGCUUCAUCAUUUUUUGAUUGAGGUUCAGAAGGAAAAAAAUGCAAGCUUAGAGGACGCUCAAAUCAUUAUCAAUAACCAUGGAGAUCCCAAGCACACAGGCCUCCACCUUGAUGCCUUCUUCAAGUCUCUCUUUUCUGAUAUUAAUCCUCCUAUCGAUCCUAAACUUGGGAUUCACCAUGAUAUGACUGCACCUUUAUCUCAUUACUACAUAUACACUGGCCAUAAUUCAUAUCUAACUGGGAAUCAACUGAGUAGCGAUUGCAGUGUUGUCCCCAUAAUACAAGCUCUUCAGAGAGGUGUCAGAGUAAUUGAAUUGGAUAUUUGGCCAAAUUCAGACAAAGAUGAUAUAGAUGUUCUACAUGGAAGGACACUGACUGCUCCAGUGGCACUAGUCAAAUGUUUGAGGUCUAUCAAGGAGCAUGCCUUUUCUGCUUCGGAGUAUCCUGUUGUAAUAACACUUGAAGAUCAUCUAACACCAGAUCUUCAGGAAAAAGUGGCUGAGAUGAUCACUCAAACAUUUGGAGACAUGUUAUUUGCACCUUCAGAAUGUCUGAAGGAGCUUCCUUCUCCGGAGUCACUUAAAAAGCGUGUUCUGAUAUCAACUAAGCCACCAAAAGAAUACUUACUGUCCAAGGAAGUUAAGGAAAAAGAUGACUUAAAGAAAGAUGCCGAGCAUAACGUUGAUGAAGGAGAAGAUGAUGAAGAUGACGAAGGAGAUUCAAAGUCAGAGAAGAGUGCAACUUCAGAAUACAAGCGCCUAAUUGCCAUUCAUGCUGGAAAGGGGAAAGGAGGACUAUCUGAUUGGCUGAGGGUUGACCCCAAUAAAGUAAGACGGCUUAGUCUUAGUGAACAAGAACUUGAAAGAGCUGUAGAUACUCGUGGAAAAGAAAUUAUCAGGUUCACGCAGCAGAACUUGCUGAGAAUAUACCCAAAGGGCAUACGAGUUGACUCAUCCAAUUAUGAUCCUUUGGUUGGGUGGAUGCACGGAGCUCAAAUGGUAGCAUUUAAUAUGCAGGGUUAUGGAAGAUCACUUUGGUUGAUGCAUGGUAUGUUCAGGGCUAAUGGUGGUUGUGGAUAUGUUAAGAAACCUGAUCUACUAUUGAGAGCUGGUUCCAACAAUGAGGUCUUCAAUCCUACAACAAAUUUUCCAGUCAAAACUACGCUAAAGGUGACUCUAUAUAUGGGCGAUGGGUGGGACAAAGACUUCGAUCAGACACACUUCGAUACGUACUCACCGCCAGAUUUCUAUGCAAAGGUAGGAGUUGCUGGAGUUCCUGCUGAUGAAGUAAAGAAUAAAACAAAGACGAUGGACGACAAUUGGAUACCAAGCUGGGAUGAGCAGUUUGAGUUUCCACUAACAGUUCCUGAGUUGGCUCUACUUCGCAUCAAAGUUCUUGAUUAUAAUUUGUCUGACAAGGAUGAGUUUGCAGGACAAACAUGUCUACAUGUGGCAGAGCUGCGACAAGGUAUUCGAGCAGUCCCACUCUAUGAUCGGAAGGGAGAGAAGUAUAGUUCUGUGAAGCUUCUCAUGCGUUUCGAGUUUAUAUAACUUAUACCAUUCUAGUCCUUGAAAUGGGAGCUUCGCCUGCUUUGCAAGUUUCUUCUCUGUGAAGUUUAGCAAGUUCAGUAAUACUAUGUACACCCACAUACAAAGUAGUAAAAUAUUUAUGCACUAAAAGAAUUCAGAUAAGAGCUCAGAUAAAGUGACAAAUCAGGUUAACCAAAAAAAAAAAGUGAUGAGAAAGUGAAAAAUAUGAAGAUUAUAGAUAGAAUUAGGUUAGGGAAUUUUGGAAAUAAAUUCCCAAAUCUCAAUAAGAACCCUAGUUGUAGUUGAUAGAGUAGCAUUUUAAUAUUUACAAUAUUAUUAUUAUUAUUAUUUUUACCAAAAGUGUAGUGGUUGUUACAUGUCAUUUAAUGACAUUAAGCACCUCAAGUGCUUUAAGUUAUAUUUAGGCACUUAGUUCAUUUGCCUUUAUAGGCAGAACGUGCCUAGUAAUCUCUUUUAAACUAACGGCAUUAUAUGCCUUAACUUUAAUUGAAUUAAAUAGCAAGGGACGUGCCCGGCUUCUUUCUCA